Messenger RNA from Stomoxys calcitrans (stable fly), 2640 nucleotides. It is a transcript of the gene Hmx, whose product is annotated as homeobox protein Hmx. Gene Ontology annotation, cellular component: nucleus. NCBI's taxonomy places the organism in Eukaryota, Metazoa, Arthropoda, Insecta, Diptera, Muscidae. The transcript has 3 exons. Gene Ontology annotation, biological process: regulation of transcription by RNA polymerase II. The coding region runs from base 823 to 2631 and encodes 602 amino acids. The record is from RefSeq and is a predicted model, not a curated record. Gene Ontology annotation, molecular function: DNA-binding transcription factor activity, RNA polymerase II-specific; RNA polymerase II transcription regulatory region sequence-specific DNA binding.
CACGUCACAUCAUAGCUCUGCUCUGAGUUACACUACUUGCCGCAAAACGAUCGAAAAGCAAAUUCCGUUUCGAAUUAAAAGAAAAAACAAACUAAACAGCAUUGCAAAAAACCUAAACCAAAGAGGGGUUAAAUUGCCGAAAUAGCUAAAGAAAAACAACAAUUAUUUUUAUAGGGAAAAUCAUCGAAAAAAAAAAAAAAACAAAAAUCAACAUUCACAAGCACGCCAACGAACACACCUAAGUAUAACAUGCUCCAUAGAAUGGCCAAAGUCAAAUAAAACCAAAAUCCACAGCAAAAAUACCCUCGUCCUAGUACUUUGUGUAAGUGUGCUAAGAGUGUGAGUGUGCUACGCCGUGUGAGAGAGUGUGCGUGUGUGUGUAUGAGUGUGUGCUGAACGUUUGCUUUUUCGUUUAUCGAGUAGACAGUAAACGUUUGUUAACGGUUACGGACACACAACAAAGGAUAUGAACGAUUUAAAUGUAAAACGUUGAUGAUCGUGAAAGGACGUACAUUUCGCCAAGUCCAACAAACGGAUGAAAAGAAAACAAUUUCUUUGAAAGGAAAUAUUUAAAAAAAAAAAAUAAUAAUAACAAAAGAAAAACAUAAUGACAACAAUCGAUUAAAAGGCAAAACAAUUGUAGCAAAGAAAAGAAUAUUUCAAAAAAUUAAGUGAUUUAAUUUAAAAAAAAAUUUAAAAAAAAAAAUGGAAAAUUUGUGAAAAUUUUUUAAACAUUCAAGAUUAAGUGCUGUAAAAGAGAAUUCUUUUUUCCUAAAAAAAAACUCAAAUUUCCUUAAACAAGUUAAAAAUAAACAACAAAACAUGUCUUCCUCGGAACACGAAGUCGAUAUUAGUGUAGUGUCCAGUCCUGAACCCUCUCCCUUGGGCUGUGGCCAAGAGGGUCGCGAUUCACCACGUCUAAGGUCCACAUCGCCAGCUCGCUCACAAGGGGGAGCCUCCACACCCAAUUCAAUGCACACCCCCACCACAGCAGCCGGUACACCGACCUCGGCCUCACAAUAUCAAAGCGGCCAUCAUCAUCUGCCACAUCAUCACAGCCCCUCGAGCAUGGCAACGGCUGUGGCACCUACGGUGUUGCAUCAUCAUUUGCAACAUCAUUUGAAUUCAUUAAAUGCCGGUCAUCAUCCGGUAGCCUUACAUCAUGCCUUGCAUGCCAGUUUUGGCCAUUUAACCCAUCCGGCACAUCAGCAUUUGCUACAGCAUCCGUCAGCGGUGACACCGACGGUGGUUUCACAUUUUGCUGCUGCGACCAAUAGUAAUAAUGCCGCCGCCGCCGCCGCAGCCGUCGCCUCUACAGCUAGUCAUACAGAACGUUUGAGUCCACCGGCCUUGGGUGGCCAUGGAGCUCCCAAAUCACCAGAAUCCACCACCACAGAUGAGUCACAGACUAAUCAUAGUAGUCACAAUAAUAACAACAACAAUAGCAAAAUGGUUAAUAAUAAUAAUUGCAAUACCAAUGGGGAGCAGACAAAUGGUGAGCAGCCGGCGGUUGCCGGUGUUAAUGGUGGUGCUGCUAAUGGAAAAGUUACCUCGGGUAAUGGUUUCACCAGCUUCUCCAUCUCCUCCAUACUAAGUCGCAAUGAACCCACGAAAAAGAAUGGCUCAAAUUUAAUAACACCUAUACCUCAAUUACCGCCGGCCACAGUGGGUGCUGGAGGUCCUCAGGAUGCUGCCAUGUUGUCGAGAUUGGGUUUCAUAUCACAAUGGGGUGCAUUGGCUGGUCGCUAUGCCGCCCUGUGUCCACCCGGUUGGCCCUGGGCACCACAACGUAUGCCAUUCCAUAGUCCCACACAUGACAGUUCAUCUACCAAUACCACAGAAAAUCAUUCCUCACCACCCUCACCCCAAAUGAAUGGGUCUUUGGGCAACAAUGGCAGUUCCAAUGGGGGUGCGGGCAAUGGUGCCAACAGCAGCAACAACAAUAAUGGCAACAAAUCACCCUCACCCCAUUUGUCCUAUUCGCAACACAAUGCCCAUCAUCACAGCCAUCAUCAUCUGUCACAACCCCAUCAGGCCACAACACCCACAAGCUCUAGCGGUGGGGGCGGCGGAGGAGCUGGCUCAGGCCUCAAUCAUCAUUCAACGCAUUCAAAUUCCAGUUAUCUACUGCCCACCAGCUCCAACGAAUCCGACGAUGAGGGUGAGGAAAUCAUCGAAGAAGACGACGGCACUGAUGGUCCCUCAGAUGGUUCUUCGCCUCAGGGUGAUUCUAGUCAAAAUAAACGUAAAAAGAAAACACGCACUGUCUUCUCAAGGGCCCAGGUUUUCCAGCUGGAAUCCACAUUCGACUUGAAACGCUAUCUAAGCUCUUCCGAAAGGGCUGGCUUGGCUGCCUCAUUGCGUCUCACUGAGACUCAGGUGAAAAUCUGGUUUCAAAAUCGCCGCAAUAAAUGGAAGCGUCAAUUGGCUGCCGAGCUAGAGGCUGCCAAUAUGGCAAAUAUGGCCCAUGCGGCCCAACGUUUGGUGAGAGUACCCGUUUUGUAUCAUGAUGGCACCACUUCGGGGUUUGUGCCACCACCACCACCCCAUCCACAUGCCAUGCAAUAUUAUGCGGCAGCAGCAGCACGCAAUAACAGCCCUCCCCGGCCACCAUUGUCUUCACUGGUAUAGGGGGUGGGG